Drosophila kikkawai is the source of this 1227-nucleotide messenger RNA. RefSeq names its product mediator complex subunit 6 (gene MED6). Gene Ontology annotation, cellular component: core mediator complex; mediator complex. The record is from RefSeq and is a predicted model, not a curated record. Gene Ontology annotation, molecular function: transcription coactivator activity. Lineage: Eukaryota; Metazoa; Arthropoda; Insecta; Diptera; Drosophilidae. Gene Ontology annotation, biological process: regulation of transcription by RNA polymerase II.
UUAUUUCCAACCUUUUCUAAGGUCACUCUACUCAUUGAAUGAAAAAUAUCAACAAAAACUUAUUUGUUUGUUUUAAAGUGCAGAAAUAACGCCACAAACUAGCAAUCACAUUUAACCAACGCCGCAACGAAGCAGAGGAUUGUGGGAAAACUUACGGGUUUAGAGCCGAGAGAGAGAGAAGUGAGGAGAGGAGCGACGUACGACAGCGCGUUACUAAAUUAUUUAUUGCACAACAAAUAAAUAAAAAAAAAUCAAUCGCUCAAAUUGGCAGCCGAAAAUAGCUUGUAAACAAACCGAUCGCUAGGAAUAGGAAUCGGAAAGAAGCGGUCUCGUCGUCAUUGACCCAGAAAAACGGCCGCUGUCGCUGCCAUUGCCAAAACAUAGCAACCAGUACUUCCCAGAUCGAACGCCGGACACGUGAAUCGGCAGUAUGGCUAGCCGACAGAUGACCAACGACCACCUGCGCCUCUCCUGGCACGACACCCAGAUGAUGGCCACCCUGAGCCCGCAGAGCGUCAUGGACUACUUCUGUCGCAAAUCCAAUCCCUUUUACGAUCACAUAUGCAACAACGAGACCAUUCGGAUGCAGCGUCUGGGACCAGAGCAUUUGCACAACAUGAUCGGCCUGGAGUACAUCUUGCUGCAUGUGGCCGAACCCAUUCUGUAUGUGAUCCGCAAACAGCAUCGCCACAAUCCCUCGGAGGCGACGCCCAUCGCCGACUACUACAUCAUCGGCGGCACUGUCUACAAGGCCCCCGAUCUGGCCAACGUCAUCAAUGCCCGCAUACUCAAUACCGUUGUGAAUCUGCAGUCCGCCUUUGAGGAAGCCAGCAGCUAUGCCCGCUACCAUCCCAAUAAGGGCUACACCUGGGACUUUUCCACCAACAAAGUUUUGUCCGACAAAUCCAAGGGGGACAAGAAGGACGCCAAUGCGGCGAAAGAGGAAAAUAGCGGUACCCUGUUUCAGAAGCAGCGAGUGGACAUGCUGCUGGCCGAAUUGCUGCGCAAAUUUCCGCCACCCAUUCCGCCCAUGCUGCAGAACAUUCAGCAGUCGGCGAUAGCGGGAGAAGAGAUCAAUGCGGCCACUGAAAUGAACAAUGCCACGGGACCGCUGGACAUCAAGACCGAGGGAGUGGACAUGAAACCCCCGCCCGAAAAGAAGACCAAGUGAUUAUGUUAAAAGUGCAUUUAAACUGGGGGAAGAGAUUAAAGUACACUUAACUAAGA